AUGGAGAUCAAAUUUUUAGUUUUACUCUUUUUAUCUUAUAUUUCCACCACCAAAUCCUCAGAAGAUAAUGAAAUCCCAGCAUCAGUUCGGCGAGCCCUGAUCCUCGACAUUCUCUACAACUUAAACAUACUCCAUGAUGCCCCUGUCAGAAAGACUCAGUUUGUUGGCCGGAAGUUGAAUGAAGCCAGAACAGAUUUGGCCAUACAACGUGCUAUUUUAGAUCAAUCAAAACCAGUUCAGAGCAAUGCUCCAAGGUUCGAGAAAUUGGUAGCACCAUCACCUUCAGAUAACCAGGCUAACAAACCACCAGAGAGUCUGUUGGAUGAAUUCAACUCGCCAAAGCAGAGAAUCAAAGCGCCAUCUUUUCUUCAGCCCAAACGUAAACCACCUCUUGGAAUUGGAAAUCCCAAUAUAUUCGUCAAGAGACCAGAUUCAGUAUGGGCUUAUAUGAAUUUGGACAAUCCGAAAUCCACGCUUGAAAUCCAAACAACAACAGCGCCACCUACGAGUAGGACAUUUCAAGUAUCGAUUAACUCCCCUUCUAUUGUUGCGCCACCUACCACGUUCGAUCCCGACGCCAUUCGUACACAGAGUCCUCCAAACAAUGGCGGUAUGGUUCCCGAAGUCCUUAAUACCAAUCCAGCGACUGGACGUUCCGACACGACAGUCACAACAGCAUCUCCAAUGAGCUUGGAUCCGUUGGGGAACCUAUUUUACAAUUUGCUUCAGAAUCAUAAUCAAACAUUCAGUCCUAAUAGUGACAUACCCCAUACACCCGCGGAAGUGACUACAAGUUCAGUGCCUCAGAUGAAAAACAGUACAGCGACCCAGAUCAAAAACAGUGCAGGAGAUACACUCAACGCGGAUUUUCAUGAUCCGUUUGCUCAUCUUAUGUCAAACUUAUUGAAAAUUCCAGGAGCUUUUACGAAUCCCAUUCCUGGAUCCCCGAAUUCUCCGGGGACAGAUGCAUUGAAUCCUGAUAUUGCGUCAACUUCAAUUGAUCCUGUGGUGAACGGCACAGAUCCGAUGGCAAACCUAUUUUCCCACUUACUAGAUCAUUCACCAACAUCAUUUGGAGUGACUAAUUUUGAACCAGAGCCAGCAUCGACGUCAAGUCCAUUACCGGACAACAUUUUACCUACCACAGCUUCACCGACAACUACUGACUCAAAUGCUGCGUUCGGAAACCAACCAGCUGAGCAAGUUCUAACAAGUCCAACGACGUCAAGUCCAUUACUUGGCAUUAUUUUGGCUUCACCAGCCCCUUCAGAAGCUACUCCAGUCAACCAGGACACCAUCAUAAACGCUUUCAUCCCACCACCUUCACUUACCACCGCUACAACACCAUCUCCAAACAUUUACCAUAACCAUUUACCCAACUGGCAACAAUCUGAACCAACGAGCACAAAUACUGCUCCAGUUGGUCAAAAACACCAAAAUAACGUAACAGAUGCUUUCCAAGAUCUACCUUUAACAUCAACCAAUUUCCAGAAUCAAGUAUCAAACUCAAUCAAGCAAUUUGGACCGACCAUGGUGCAUUCAACAAAUAAUGACGCGGGUCAGAUGCAUCCGAACUGGAUACUGACGAAUCCACCGUCGGUAAUCCGCGCAUCGGAACCAGUUCUACCGACCAAGGUACCAGGAGACGCAACUGUACCGCAAGCGUCUCAACCUAACGGGCUCCAUCAACCAGCUGACGUUACUAAUGCUUUGAUCCAAAUGUUCACUGCGUCAGUUCCCGAACCACCAUCAGAGGAUAACGAAUUAAGUGACUUAGAGAAAUUGUUAGCUCCUCCAACGAUAUUUUCUUUAGGUUCCAAUGCUGGAACGCCAUCUUCAAUUGCCACCAAUUGGGUUUCAGGAGUGGAUUCUCAACUACCCAAUCUUUCCCCCACGGUUCUACCUAAACCAGGAAACAAGUUUGGAACUAAUGAUCAGAUGGAAAUUGUCCCCACGUUUACGCCCACAACUGUCGGACCACCAGCAGUCGUACCAGAAAUACCAGCAACCAACGUACAUCCUCUGAUAUCAAACAUAAUUCGACAAAAUGCUGGCACCAACCAACCGUCUUCUGUUCAACCAACUACUCCUUCGACAAUGACUCCAGUUCGCCGUCCAAACCCUUUCUUCAAUGCCAGACCCUUUCCAAAUACCCAAGUUCGACAUAGAGAUAAAUGA
Lottia gigantea (owl limpet) is the source of this 2178-nucleotide messenger RNA. RefSeq lists its product as hypothetical. NCBI's taxonomy places the organism in Eukaryota, Metazoa, Mollusca, Gastropoda, Lottiidae. Bases 1 to 2178 code for a protein of 725 amino acids. The record is from RefSeq and is a predicted model, not a curated record. The transcript has 4 exons.